UGCGGAAAGUGAGUGAGGAAGGAUUACAAAUACAGGAUUUAUCAAUUAAUAAUACGAAUAAAGGACAGGCGGAAAGUUUCUCUCAAUCAUCGCAUUUGAGUACUCAGAACAAGACGCAUACUGGUACUUAA
Messenger RNA from Cercopithifilaria johnstoni, 131 nucleotides. NCBI's taxonomy places the organism in Eukaryota, Metazoa, Nematoda, Chromadorea, Rhabditida, Onchocercidae. The record is from the annotation of a GenBank genome assembly.